This is a messenger RNA of Electrophorus electricus (electric eel), 1302 nucleotides long. It is a transcript of the gene cutc, whose product is annotated as cutC copper transporter homolog (E. coli). NCBI's taxonomy places the organism in Eukaryota, Metazoa, Chordata, Actinopteri, Gymnotiformes, Gymnotidae. Gene Ontology annotation, molecular function: copper ion binding. The record is from RefSeq and is a predicted model, not a curated record.
CAAAUGAGUUUACAAAUUGUAAAAUAAUAUGAGUGCAUAAAAAUGGUGGGGGUUUUUUUAGACUUGUUAAUAAAUUAUUUCAACUAACCUGCCACUGAGACCAAAAACUCCUGCAAAAUGAAAUACAAAUUAAGGGUUAAACUAUUCUUAACCAAUCGCGUGGAAGCCAAGCCAUCUUGAUUUGAGUCGUGUUAAGAAAACAUUUCUGGACGCUGAUGUGAAACCAAACGGUUGCAAGGAUGUUAGAAGGCUUCCUGAUGGAGGUGCUGGUCGUAUUGAGCUGUGCUCCAGCCUGCUGGAGGGUGGGAUCACACCCAGCAUCGGUUGUCAAAGAGAAUGUCCAGAUCCCCGUUUACGUGAUGAUCCGUCCUCGUGGUGGCGACUUCCUGUAUACGGACCGGGAGGUGGAGGUGAUGAGGAAGGACAUUGAGCUGAUGAAGAGCCACAAGGCUGAUGGCCUGGUGCUGGGUGCUUUGACGGAGGACGGGCGGGUGGACGUUGCGCUCUGCAUGGAGCUUCUGGCUGCCUGUCGACCUCUCCCAGUUACUUUUCAUAGAGCAUUUGAUAUGGUCCAUGAUCCCUCGGUUGCCUUAGAAACACUGGCCUCCCUGGGCUUUGAGAGGAUUUUGACCAGUGGCUGUGACAGCUCAGCGUUAGAAGGCUUACUUCUCAUCAAACGCCUUGUGGAACAGGCCAAAGGUAGAAUAAUUAUAAUGCCAGGAGGAGGCAUCACUGAGCGCAACCUCCAGCGGAUCCUGGAAGGCUCUGGUGCCCAGGAGUUCCACUGCUCGGCACGCUCCAGCAGAGAGUCAGCCAUGAAGUUCAGGAAUGCCAACGUGAGCAUGGGUGCCUCCCUUUCAGCUCCCGAGUACUCGUUUAAAGUGGCAGACGUGACCAAAGUGCGCACUCUCAACGCCAUUGCGAAAAACACCCUCUAGGGGAUGCUGUGGGCUGGGCUCGGCAAGGGAGCAGGUCUUCCUUUAAUUGAAGCUAGUCCUUGUCCCCUAUACUUGUUGAGGAAUGAUGCCAUUUUUAUGCACAGAAGAGCUUGAUGUUUUCAAGUCAAAGGAGAACAUCAAACAAAGUGGCUUUUCUAGCUUUGGUUUAAAUUUGGUUUAAAUCUAAAGGUUAUGUUUAGAUGUCGGACUUUAUUGUUCUUCAAACCCUUCACUUGUUUACAGUUCAUCCUUGAUUGUAGUGAAAUUAAAAAGGUUUGGAUGACAAUGGAUUUUGUUGCCAAUAGAUGUUGAAUGAAAUUAUUAAUCAUUAUUAAUACUAUUAAUAAACUGGAGUGGAGAAGUA